Molecule: messenger RNA, 2381 nt
Organism: Glycine soja
Lineage: Eukaryota; Viridiplantae; Streptophyta; Magnoliopsida; Fabales; Fabaceae
Product: equilibrative nucleotide transporter 3-like
Exons: 10
Coding region: 910-2154 (414 amino acids)
Biological process (GO): nucleoside transmembrane transport
Cellular component (GO): plasma membrane
Molecular function (GO): nucleoside transmembrane transporter activity
Source: RefSeq, a predicted model, not a curated record
UGAACAGUAAUCAAAAAGUGUUGUUUGAAAUUUAAAUCGAUGCCAUAUCAAUGUGAAGAUCGAAGAGUCACAGUCACCAUGACGGCAGAUUCAACGCCGCUAAGAACACUAGUAUGAACACAAAACAUGAAAAAGUUGAAUUCAGAUUUUGUUAUAUGGUAAUCUCAUCGACAUAAAGGGAAACACAGGUAUUUGACAAAGUCAUUUGAAGCUUAUCUAUUUUUGUGUGCGCGCCACACCGGAUGCUGCUUUUUGUUUUUGGUCGCAGUGAUUACGCAACUCAAGUUUCCACCUUUGACUUAUAUAGCUGUCCAGUUUCCACACCACGCGAUUGAAUAAUUAAUAUUUGAAGAUUCUGCUUCUCCAACUUCCUUUCAGCGCUUCUGGGGUACCUUGUGGUAAUCUACUAAGACAUAUAUACUAAAAAGCUAGUUCAUGAGUCAUCAUUUGGAAGUUGAAACUAAAGCGGUGGCUGCAAAUUGCCAAAUUUCAAUGCCUCACUAUUAGUUGCAAUGCCUGUUCUGCGCCGGAAUUAUUAUAUAAUUGCGAAUAUUAUGAGUGCCGUGGAGUGCUCAUAAAUCAUGAUUAUCAUAAAAGAAAUACACAUGCUUUGACUUAAUCAACCACAAUAUUACUUAGAUGCUAUUUAUUAUAAAGGUGUUGUCAAGUAGUAUUUAGCUGUUUAUUUAUUGAUAAUGGCUGUAAUGAGUGAGAUAUUAUUAUUGUUUUUAAAAACUUGAUAUAUUAAAUUCGUGUAUUUUUAUCUUAAAAAAUUCAUAGGUAGUGCCUGGGGUGGCUUAGUAUAGUUAUCUACAAUACGUCAAACUCAUUAUAAUACACAUUGAAGCCUUGAGGAAAUAAAUCUACUUUCUUGUAUAACUUGAUUGCAAAGAAGCAUCCACGGCAGGCAUGGUCAACAGUGAGGUUUCUACACGUCUUGAGGGAAAAUAUGCUGCAAUUGUGGUGUGCUGGCUUCUUGGCAAUGGAUGUCUUUUCUCGUGGAACAGUAUGCUGACAAUAGAAGAUUACUACGGUUACUUGUUUCCGAAAUACCACCCCUCUAGGGUGCUUACUCUUGUAUAUCAGCCAUUUGCAUUUGGAACACUUGCGAUACUGGCAUAUAAUGAGGCCAAACUCAAUACUCGACUAAGGAAUCUGUUUGGAUAUAUACUUUUUUUCAUAAGCACUUUGUUGGUGUUAAUUUUGAAUUCAGCAACAUCUGGUAAAGGAGGACUUGGAACUUUCAUCGGUAUAUGCGCACUUAGUGGUGCUUUUGGAGUUGCAGAUGCUCAUGUUCAAGGUGGAAUGGUGGGAGACCUCUCCUACAUGAAACCAGAAUUCAUUCAAUCUUUCCUUGCUGGUUUGGCAGCAUCCGGUGCAUUAACCUCUGCUUUGAGGUUGGUUACAAAAGCAGCAUUUGAGAAUUCUAAGGACGGUCUCCGCAAAGGAGCCAUUCUGUUCUUUGCCAUAUCAACAUUCUUUGAGCUUCUUUGUGUUGUUCUCUAUGCAUUUAUUUUCCCUAAAAUACCAAUUGUGAAGUACUACCGUUCAAAGGCAGCAUCAGAAGGAUCCAAAACUGUUUCAGCUGACCUUGCAGCUGGUGGCAUCCGGACAUUACCUGGAACAGAGAAGGAAUAUACGAAAGAUCCAGAGAGGAAGGGAAACAAGCAAUUGUUAUUAGAAAAUAUUGACUAUGCACUUGACACGUUCCUAAUUUAUAUGCUAACACUGUCUAUUUUCCCUGGAUUCCUCUUAGAAGAUACUGGAUCACAUAGUUUAGGCACCUGGUAUGCUCUUGUUUUAAUUGCUAUGUAUAAUGUGUGGGAUCUGAUUGGAAGAUACAUUCCACUCUUGAAAUGCUUGAAGUUGGAGUCCCGAAAGUUGAUCACUAUAACAAUUCUUAGCCGUUUCUUACUUGUUCCAGCAUUUUAUUUCACUGCUAAGUAUGGUGACCAAGGGUGGAUGAUAGUGUUAACGUCCUUCUUGGGGCUAUCCAAUGGUUACCUCACUGUCUGUGUUCUAACAUCUGCACCCAAAGGUUACAAGGGUCCAGAACAAAAUGCCUUGGGAAACCUAUUGGUGUUGUUUCUUCUUGGAGGUAUUUUUGCAGGGGUGACACUUGACUGGCUGUGGUUAAUAGGUAAAGGAUGGUGAGAUCUCAUUAAGGCCAGAUUAGAGGAAUAGUUGUGAGGUUCAUUCCUUGUAAAACAUUGAUAAGUGUUUAUAGUUUAUAGCAUGUUCUUUUUCUACUUUUAAGCUAAUGAAUUCGUUACUUUCUCUGUUUGGUUCGUCAUAAACUCUUAAUGUAACAUUUGAUAUUUAUCAUAGAGAGCCCAGGAAAUUCAACAUCUGAUAAAAUGACAUUCCCUUUUUAAGAAUUA